AUGGGGGCCGCCGCCGAGGACGCCGUCAGGCAGCUCGGCAUCCUCAUGGAUCAAGUGGACGCGCCGCUGAGGAGGACGUUCCAGAAUGUGCACCAAGGCCACCCUAGAGAAACAAUGUUGCGCUUUCUCAAGGCUAGAGAAUGGAAUGUUUCCAAGGCUCAUAAAAUGCUUGUAGAUUCUUUGAAUUGGAGGAUUGAAAAUGAAAUUGAUAGUGUAUUGGAGAGACCUAUACUCCCAGUAGAUUUAUACAGAUCAAUACGUGAUUCACAACUUGUUGGACUCUCAGGAUACACCAAGGAGGGUCUUCCAGUUUUUGGCAUUGGUGUUGGUCAGAGCACAUAUGACAAAGCUUCGGUGCACUACUAUGUGCAAUCUCAUAUUCAGAUUAACGAAUACCGUGAUCGCAUAAUUUUGCCCAUGUUGACGGAAAAGUUUGGACGCCCGAUCACCACUUGCGUUAAAGUUCUCGACAUGACUGGUUUAAAGUUGUCAGCACUGAGCCAAAUGAAGAUGCUGAGUUCAAUAUCAACUGUUGAUGAUCUGAACUACCCUGAAAAGUCAGAGACAUAUUACAUAGUUAAUGUUCCAUAUAUAUUCUCUGCAUGCUGGAAGGUUGUGAAGCCCCUAUUGCAGGAGAGGACAAAAAAGAAGGUUAAAGUUUUGAGUGGUUGUGGGAGAGAUGAACUUCUAAAGAUUAUGGACUACUCAGCUCUCCCCCAUUUCUGCCGACGAGAGGGAUCAGGCUCAUCCAAGCAUUCAUCUUCCAACGCCGACGAUUGCUUCUCCCCUGACCAUCCUUUCCACAAAGAGCUCUACGAGCUCACCAACCAGCAAUCGUCGCACAAGGAGCUCCUCAAGAUGGGAUCAUUGCAUGUGAGCAUCCCGGAGCCCGACCCAAACGAUGCGAAGAUCGUGGAGGUGAUCCAGGCCGAGUUCCACAAGAUGGGGGAGCAGAAUGGGUCGACCAACGGCCACAAGGUUUGA
Messenger RNA from Triticum turgidum subsp. durum (durum wheat), 984 nucleotides. The record is from the annotation of a GenBank genome assembly. Lineage: Eukaryota; Viridiplantae; Streptophyta; Magnoliopsida; Poales; Poaceae.